Messenger RNA from Sphenostylis stenocarpa, 2058 nucleotides. The record is from the annotation of a GenBank genome assembly. Lineage: Eukaryota; Viridiplantae; Streptophyta; Magnoliopsida; Fabales; Fabaceae.
AUGGAAAUCUUCCAAGCCAAAGCCGACAGCAUGAGCGUCAGUUCCAAGAGAUUUACAACAUUCUUUGUUGUGCUUUUCAUAUCAUUUCCUGUUGCUGUCAUAGUUUCUUCAAUGUACCGAAACUCGACUUUGGCUGUUUUUGAGGGGUUUUCCCAAGGCCCAGGAGAAUCAGUUCAAGACGUUACAACCGUUGGUUCUCAAUUGGGAGAAAGAGUCCACAAUAUAUCAGAUGACAACUUAAGAGGAACAUACAAUAAUACUGUGUCGGUGGUUAAGGUGUUGCCGGAAAAUUUUGAAAAUGGUACAGCUGCAGAAGACAGGGCUAUAACAUUAAGAGUAGAAGGUAAGGUACAAACAGGAGCAGCUCCGAGCGUUACUUCUGAGUUUUUGGCUAGUGAGCCAAAGGUUACAACUCAUGGAUCUGAAUUGGGUGGAAGUGGCACAGUCCAAAGCGUAACACAUGACAGCUUAGGAGGAAAAGAAGGGAAUAAUAACAGCGUUAGGAGUGGAGUUGAGGACCUGCAAGGAAACUCUCAAAAACAUUCAGCUACUGAAGGAAGAACUAAGAAUAUCACUGAAGCAGAUGCUGGUUUGAAAAAUGGUUCUUUGACAAUUUCAACAAGAACAAAUGUUAAUCUCGAUAACAAAGCCAAACUACUUGGUGGACUUUUAACCACUGGAUUUGAUGAAGCAUCUUGCAUAAGCAGGGUGCAAUCCCACUUGUACCGCAAAGUUUCUCCUCACAAACCUUCUCCAUAUUUGAUAUCUAAACUACGUGACUACGAAGAAAUUCAUAGAAGGUGUGGACCUACAACAAGAGCAUAUGAAAGAAGCAUGAGAAAAAUUGUAGGCCCCAAGAACAGUGGUACUGCUGCAACGUGUAAGUACCUUAUUUGGAAACCUGUUAAUGGUUUGGGAAACCAAAUGAUUAGCCUUGCUGCAACAUUUCUUUAUGCCAUCCUCACUGAUCGAGUGCUACUUGUAAAAUUUGGGAAAGACAAGCAUGACCUGUUUUGCGAGCCGUUUCUCAAUUCAACUUGGAUAUUACCAGAGAAAUCUCCUCUCGGGAAUGAACAUCAUAUUCCAACAUAUCAGAUCUUGCUCCAGACGGAUAAGGGCAGCAAUUCAAAGAUGAAUUUACCAUCAGUUCUGUUUAUCAAUCUACAAUACACCUACGAUUACCCUGAGAACUUCUUUCACUGUGACCAUAGUCAAGAUCUUCUCAGUAAGAUUCCUUUGUUGAUCUUGAUGUCUGAUCAAUACUUUGUCCCUUCUCUAUUCAUGAACCCAUUUUUCAACGUGGAGAUUAACAAAAUGUUUCCAGAGAAAGACACAAUUUUCCACCAUUUGGGUCGCUACCUUUUUCAACCUUCAAAUGAGCCAUGGGAACUAAUCAGCAAAUACUAUCAAGCACACUUGGCGAAAGCAGAUGAACGGAUAGGCUUACAGAUAAGAGUAUUUAGUCCCACUACCACUCCACAACAAGCAAUUAUGAAUCUAGUUUUAAGCUGCACAUUAAAUCAUAAGAUACUACCAACAGUGGAUUUGCAAACUUCAUUGUCUUGGGUUGGAAAAAAUAAAACUGUUAAGGCAGUUCUUGUGGCAUCUUUAUAUCAAGAAUAUGGAGAUAAUUUGAGGAGGAUGUAUCUAAAGAAACCAACUGCUAGUGGUGAAUUCAUAGAAGUUUAUCAGCCAAGUCAUGAAGCGAAACAAAAGUUUAAUGAUAAUAAACAUAAUAUAAAAGCUUUGAUGGAGAUGUAUCUGCUAAGUUUAUCUGACGUGUUGGUGACUACUUCUCUCUCUACUUUUGGGUAUGUUGCUCAAGGCUUGGGAAAUUUAAAGCCAUGGUUUCUUCACAGGCUAGUCAGUAAUAAUACCCAUUUUCCACCCUGUGAACAAGAUUUCUCAUUAGAGCCUUGUUAUCAUGCUCCUCCCAAGCAUUACUGUGAUGGAAAGUCCUUGAAAGAUUUUGUUUCUUUUUCCUAUUUGAAGAAGUGCAAGGAUUUUAGUUCUGGUGUGAAGCUGGUUAAGGACACUACUACUACUACUACUACAUAG